Lasiosphaeria miniovina is the source of this 1849-nucleotide messenger RNA. RefSeq lists its product as uncharacterized. The record is from RefSeq and is a predicted model, not a curated record. The transcript has a single exon. The coding region runs from base 127 to 1545 and encodes 472 amino acids. Lineage: Eukaryota; Fungi; Ascomycota; Sordariomycetes; Sordariales; Lasiosphaeriaceae. Gene Ontology annotation, biological process: positive regulation of mitochondrial translation.
GAUUAAAGCACAUUCAGUUCCAAAAAAAAAAAAAAAGGAUAUAGAAAUGUGACGCCAUCCUUUAUUUAGCCCAUCGAUUUUCCUUUAUUUCCUCUAGCCCAACUAUAGCAACCCCUCACCUUGUUCAUGCGGCUCGUUAGAGGUCGGAUUGUUUCCAAUGGGACCGCCAUGAAGUCUUUUCUGCCGAGACUCGGACCAAUACCACCACGCAGCAGCAUCUGCUCUACAUCGACAGCGUUGUCGCGACCGCAGCUCCGCCAACGACAGUUCCACCGCACCCCGCCCGUCCGACUCCCACACCGCCGUACUUUCUUCACCUCCAAUGCCCUCCUCCAGCAGGAUGGCACUGAGUCUGUCCGCAGCGGAAGCCAGACAGUUGGCAGAAGGAAUGGCUCCGAGACGGACGCCAAUGCCAACGCCAACGGCCACGGCAACGACGAGAAGUCGGCCGCCCAAAAGAAGCGCAAGCCCCCCUUGAAGAGCUCUCUUCACCGCCUGGCCAUUGUCGCGCAGAAGGGCGUACCCGGCAAGCCGCUUUCCGCACCUCCCUCUGACGCGCCAGUCGCCGUCACAGAUGGCAGCUCCACCAUCAGCGCCGUCUGCAUAGCCGAGUCGUUCGAUAUGGACAGGGUGGCGUCCAUAUUAGCCCACCACGGCUUCUCUCUCGACCCGGAUAACACAGGGUUCGAGGUGCACGAGGUGGUACAUGCGCGCGGCCUCAACCAAGGCGACAUCUUUGUCUUUCCUUCGGGCACCGUGGUUACGUGGGCGCUGCCGCCCGACAUCGUCAACACACUGGCCACUAAGCACUUACUGCCAGCCGCUGGAUCGCCCUUUGUAGCCGAAAAAGAAGUCGAGGACCUCGACUUCAUAGUGGACCCGAAGGAAGAGCAAAGCCGAGUGAGCGGUGACGUGGUGGUGCUUGGCACGCAGCGCGAAGUGGUAGCCGGCGACCGCCUAGACACUACUCUGGCCAAAAUCGCCUUCUCGUCGGGUCUGGCGCGCAGCACCAAGUUGGCGGUCCUGGAAGGCUCGCUCACCCGUUACCUCGAGAGCACACGGCACAUCCCAGAUAGGCUCUCCCAAGGUCUCAAGGCACCGCUGUCCCGCGGCCUGAUCCUGCAGAAGACUGGCGAACUGCUCAACCUGCGCAGUCAACUCAACCACUACAAUGACCUGACGGACGCACUUCCUGACAUCUUCUGGGAUACCGAGGAGAAGUUGGAGACGUACUAUUCCAAAAUUGGCAAGGCCUUGGACGUCGGCGUCCGCAUCAAGACGCUCAACGACAAGAUGACAUAUGCUCAACAAGUCGUCAGCGUGGCACAGGAUGUGCUCGAUAUCAGCGAGAAAAUGUCGAGCGAGAGACAUAGCACGCGGCUCGAGUGGAUCAUCAUCGUGUUGAUAGCUAUUGAAGUCGGUUUUGAGCUCAGGAGACUGUAUAUAGAGAAGGAAGACACGUUUCAGCACGAGCUGCUAGCCGAACUGCGCGCUAUGCGGGCGGAGAUGAACCAGAGCACAAGAGUCGCGACCAGCCCUCGAUAAAAUAUGGCACAAAGGCAACUAGCAGGGUGAGAGGAAGUCGAGAGUGAAAUGAUACCCAACUCAGAAUAUAAAAAGAAAACAAAGCCAUGGGCCACAAUACUGAUAUGAAGAGCCUCGUUGUAGCGCAGAGACGAGAGUGAAAUAGGAAGGGUUUCUCACCACGUGCCAGGUAACCGCUUUCGGUUUCUGGCUAACUCAUUACGCCCGCUUUGCUUGCUAGUUUUCAGAGGUGCCCAGUCAAACAGAAACAAGUAUAUUAGGACCAUCUAUCUCAAAUAUAAAACCCCCUUUAAUUUCUUAUGAA